Oncorhynchus keta (chum salmon) is the source of this 4638-nucleotide messenger RNA. RefSeq names its product NEDD4-binding protein 1-like. Lineage: Eukaryota; Metazoa; Chordata; Actinopteri; Salmoniformes; Salmonidae. Bases 224 to 2905 code for a protein of 893 amino acids. Gene Ontology annotation, cellular component: nucleus; PML body. Gene Ontology annotation, biological process: negative regulation of protein ubiquitination; negative regulation of proteasomal ubiquitin-dependent protein catabolic process. The record is from RefSeq and is a predicted model, not a curated record. The transcript is spliced from 7 exons. Gene Ontology annotation, molecular function: RNA binding.
GUCGUAUUUUGAUGACAUCAUCACUGGGACUUUCCGGAUGCGUCGGGGUUGACAUGUAAAAAGUUGUCUUAAAACUGGACCACUCUAGCUAAUAUAUCACCGCAUAGAAGAGGAAGACCGAUAGAAGGAAACCAUGAAGGAGGAUAACGAUCCAAAUGACACCGAAUGGUUACGAUAUUAAAACGAUCUGUUGUCAACAGGGACAGACAUAUUCAAAAACAGAAUGUCAACAACGCGGCCCCUUCUCGGUAUGAAGCGAGUCACCGAGGUAACCUGUAAGGAACCCCUGGGAAACAGGCUGUCGCCAACAGGGAGCAAACAACAGCAAGAGUCCCUGACAGUGGACGAAUUUGCUGUCUUUGAAAACAAGCAAGAAGAACUGAAAUGCGCCAAACCCAGAGUAGAACAGGUUUUCCGGGUAGUUUUCACAAUUAUCGGCCUUUUGGACACUGGAGCCCACAGUAGUACAGCAUCAAGGCAGAUAUGGCUUCAACUCAAGGGGAAGAGAGACGACGUGUCGAGGGCAAAGGAGUACCUGAAAGGCCUGUGUGAUCCAGAGCUGCAGCAAGAGGAGCACUACCCCGUGGACAUGCACUGCAUCUUUGCCGGUGCCCGGGGUCUGUUCCUUGACCGACUGCUGCGGGACACCAGCGCUGAAGUUGUGAUGCUGGAGCCAGGCACACUGCGCCUGCUGGGCUGCUUUGAGUCUGUCAUCAUGGCAAAGAGCCGCGUGCAGCAGUUUGUUGCUCUCUUCCAAGAGAAGCGCAGCCUGCCCGGAGAUAGGGAGCCGGCCGUGAAACGCACCUUCAAGACGUUUGUGGAGGAGCGAGAUGAUAAGUAUGCCAUGGAGCUGCUCCUGUUGCCCAGUGCCCUGAAGGAGGAGCUGCUAGGUCUGGCCCAGAGCCCCACUCAGCCUUUUGGGGUUAUAGACGUGGACCAGGAUCGCUCCCAGAGCAGCACUCCUGUCACUGACCUCUCCAACCGCAUCCUGGACACCAGCUUUGAGGAGAAGGCGGUUGCAUCCGGGGCCGAGACGGGGUUGUUGAAUGGCGUCCGGCCCUCCCACAAACGCCGCUCGUCGGAGAGCGAGCUGAGGGACACCAAGAGACAGUACUCCCUGGAGAGGAGAGAGGAGUCGAUGGAGAGAGAGCGCCACACUGUGGCCAGUGACAGCAGAACUAAGACGCCCUCCAAGACCAACAUGGGGCUGAUGGUGCAGGACUCUAGUGAUGGUGCGGAUGACGGGGAGGCUGUGAGCCCUGAGACCAACCUGCGGUGCCUGGUGAACUUCUUCAGAACAAUGGGCUACCAGCAGGAGGUGGUGGAGCGGGUGGUGAAGGAGACGGGCCAGACAGAGGACACUUUUCUGUUGCUGGAGUGCAUUGUGGAGGAGAGCCAAAGAACAGAGAGACAGCGAGGAGGGGCAUCCUCAACCCACAACUCUGAGUCUUCUUCCUCUACUUUCAACUCCAGGGAUAAGGAUAGAGGGCUAGAUAGAGUCCCAAACCGAGCCCUGAAUGUAAAGUCCAAGGAGAACAUUAAGCCACCCAGCAGCAAUGGUGUUGGCCAGAGGGGACAGUAUAGCAGCAUGCUGCAGACAAUGACACUAAAAAGGAGCAGCAGUGCUCAGGGGGCUGCUUACGAUAUCAUCACCAUCAAUGAUGACGAGGACAGCACAGACACACUGGCUAGCAGUAAAGCCAGGAUGGCAGAGCAGAUGGAUUUUCCAUCGGGUCCCAGGAUGGACUACCUGUCCCGGGGAGGGGCUCAGACCAUGGGGCCGGUACGUGUGGAGAGUGUGACGGCACUGCGGAGCACACCACAGCGCCCAACCCAGCCAGCAGACACACGGCCAGGUUGCUCCUAUCAGACCCUGUCAGCCAGAGUCCCCCCACCUCGCACAGAGCCUGCUCCACCACCCCUGACUGCCACGACCCGCUUCCAUGAUUCCCUGAGAAACCCCUACACCCUGACCCUACAGAACGAGCCUGGACACCCUGAUCUCCGGCACAUCAUCAUUGACGGCAGCAACGUGGCCAUGGCGCAUGGUCUCCACCGCUUCUUCUCCUGCCGGGGGAUAGCCAUCGCUGUGGAGGCCUUCUGGAGGCAGGGCCACCGGGAGAUCACUGUCUUUGUGCCUCAGUGGAGGCAGAAGAGAGACCGCUACACCACAGAACAACAUUACCUAAACCAACUGGAAGACCUGCGUCUGCUCUCCUUUACUCCUUCCAGAGAGGUCUGUGGACAGAGGAUUUCCUCCCAUGAUGACAGGUUUCUGCUCCACCUGGCAGAGAAGACAGGAGGGGUUAUCGUCACCAAUGACAACUUGCGGGACUUUGUAAAUACAUCAGAGGCAUGGAUGAGGAUCAUCCAAGAGAGGCUUCUGCAGUUUACCUUUGUAGAGGACCACUUUAUGAUCCCAGAUGACCCCCUGGGGAAGCAUGGCCCUCACCUGGAGGUGUUCUUACGGAAGGACAACAGACGGAGGCCAGUCACACCUCCUCUGAGGCCAGACCCCCGAGCCACCCCGCAACCUGUCUUUGUCCAAGCUCUGCAGUCUGCCCCUCGCCCCUCAUCUGUCCCUCGCCCCACAGCUACCCCCCAGAUUAGGCCACUCUCCCACUGGCCACAUUCUGGGCCCCCUGGGUGGCACCCCCCUCACCCAACACCCUCACCACCUCCACAGAGGUCACACCCUCCUCACCCCUCACCCCCUCUUCAGCGAUCACACACCCCUCGCCCAACACCCUCUCCCCCUCCCCAGCGGUCACCCUCGGAAACCAUAGAGCUCAAAAGGAAGCUGUACGAUAUCUUCCCCGACCAGAAGCAGCGCAUUGACCGUAUCCUCAGUGACAACCCCUACAUGAGGGACCUGAAUGCACUGUCAGGCCUUCUGCUGGGAUGAAACCAAGCACAAAACUGUACUCAGUCACUCACACACAGAUGCACUUACAAGUCUCUGUCGAAAGGAGGGUGCCAAUAGUAGGCCUAUGUACAGAAAACUGAGCUAUUUAAAGUUUUUCUAUUAAAGUCGGUCAACUGCAUUGCUCUUGGAUGGCUAUUUGUUUGGAAGGCAUAACUCCCCUUUUUCUACACAUUUAAGUUCAGCAGUGUCCAUGGAACAUAUGCCAUUCAUGAAUAGAUUGCUUUCCUGAGUGAAACCAUACAAUUGUGGGGAAGGAAUUGUCCAGCUGGCACCUACUGUAUGUGAUGUCCACAAAUGUUGUAAGUACUUAUUUCCUGUCAUUUGUCUCUGCACAAGUCUUUAAGGUGUAAAACCAAAUUGCUGUAAUAACUGCUGAAGGAAGGUUAUUUUGUUCAUGUUGUAAUAUAAUUAGUUUCUGUAUGAUUUUGUAAAUAUGAACAUUGACAUGUGCAGGUAUGGUUUUAUGUAAUUAACCACACAAAUACAAACAGCUCCAUAAAGAAGCUUCUUUUUAAACUAGCGAUACUUCAUUCCUUCAGUGAUUCACAAUCCAGUGCUUUGAUAGUAUGUUGGCAUGGUAGAAGGGUUCCUCUAGAUACACUGGAGACACCAGUGCCCUGUCCAAGCACAAUCCUGUGCUGAAGGAAAAUAUAUUAAAAACAUUCUUAAACAUGAGGAAAUGAUAUUCCUUGAAUGACAUCGCAAAUAUUACUUACAGAGUUUGGCUGCUAAGUCCCUUAUCUUCCUGUACUGAUUGUCCACUACACUCUGAGGACAUAGCCAUUGUAUCUUCUGGAGAGUCCCAGACUGACUCAGAGCCCAGAAACAGAGCCAACUUACCCAUGUUACUCAAUGAUCUGGAACACCCUAGUCACUCUUGUACAAGUCACUAUCUUUUGUAAUGGUAACAUAGCAAACCCAUUAUUCAUUGUUUGUUCAAUGAACAACAAUCACAAAUAACUCUACCUACAUGUUUACCUCAAUUACCUCAACACCGGUGCUCCGCACAUUGACACAUUGACUCUACCGGUACCCCCUGUAUAUAGUCCCGCUAUUGUUAUUUACUGCUGCUCUUUAAUUAUUUGUUAUUCUUAUCUCAUACUUUUUUGUAGGUAUUUUCUUAACUGCGUUGUUGGUUAAGGGCGUGUAAGUAAGCAUUUCACUGUAAUGUCUACUACACCUGUUGUAUUCGGCGCAUGUGACAAAAUUUGAUUUGAUAAGGCCCCAGUCACCAGCCAGCAGAGGUCACUGUGAACCAAGCUGUCAGGGGCUAGUUGCUCCUGGAGCACUUAUUGCUAAAAAAAAAUCAGACAGAUGAGUGGCCUGGCUAUUAUGAUGAAAACAAUUUGCUUCAGUUGUGUAUAGCUUUAGUUUUGUAUAACAAGGUGCAUCCAUUGUGUAUAACUAACAUCCAACUCUUUUUGGAGAGGUUCGUCAGUGUAUUCUACCAGUGGGGUAAAUCUUUGGACUCUGUAUCCAAGUCCCCUUUCUGUUGUUGUUUCUCUAUAUAAUGUAAAGGAUAUCAGUCACUGAUGUUUGAUUGACAUUUGUUUCCCUUUUAAGAUUUCUACGAGAAAGGAAAUGCAGUGACAUCACCAAUGAGGGCAUAGGCGUUCUGUGGGUAUCUCACGGCUACUUGAAAGACAGGGUGUAUAUUUGAUUUCCACAGGCUGGUAAAGUUAAUAAAGGCCAACUGUUUGUCAUAAACGAGA